AUGAGCGAUGACGGGCGCGCUUACCAACCGGGGGGAGCGCCUCCUUCGGCUGGGCGGUUGGGCGGCUGGCGGCUGGAGCCCGGCGAGCUAAUCUGGGCGCGCAACGACGCGGCGCACACGUGGCGCGGGCGCCCUCGGCGGCAUCGGGAUGACGAGGUCGGCGACGGCGACGACGACGGCGACGAACCAGGCGAACGACGGCGGGCGAGCGCAGAGAACAAAGGGCGCCACGGGGCGGCGUCGAGGUCGUGCGAGGACACGCGGGAGCGGACGGCGCUCGAACGGACGACGUGCGAGACCGACUCGGGCGAAGACGGCCCCGUCGACUCGCACGUCAGGACGACGGCGACCGCGAAUGGAGGACCGUCGCCUCAGCACUCCGUCUCCCUGCAGCAACGCCGGUGCUCGUCGUCGUCCUGGGUCGGUUGCGCGGUGCAGUCCCUCCCUCACCUCGUUCGUCAGCCGCCCGGGACCAUCUCUCGCACGCCUGAUCCUCCGCAUUCUACCCAGACUCAAUCACCACAGCACCACCACCAGCCUGCGAUCAGCUGUCAAAGCCCGCCCUGGUGCGCUGCGCACGAGCCUAAAACCUGCACCGCCGCUGCACGGCUCGAUGGUCAGCACACCCGGCAAGGACGCCUUCUGUGGACGGCGCGGCGGGGCGCGGCCGUGCGAGAACGACGUCGAACGUCGAACGUCCUCCGCAGGCCGUCUCACAGCGUUCAAACGUUCGACCUCGAGGGUCUCGGAACAAGUUGCGCGCGCAUGACGAGCGUGCCCCCCUUCCGUGCUCGGAACGCAAGCACUCAGUACUGCAGUGCUUACGGCACACCACCUGGCACCCAGCCACCGUUUGCCGUUCGGCGGGCUGAUCAUCCCUCAGAACACGCGUCCGCGAGCACUCCGGAGCCUCCUGCUCCCAUCGAACCCACCGCGGCUCCGCACUCUGGCCGCCCGGCCGCACGAGGCGGGACGCCUGGAUCGUCCGUGGGCAUCCCGGUCCCCGGAGAGACCCUCUUCAAUGCGACCGUGCAGGCGGUGGUGCUGCUGGUGACGGACGGGCUCGGGAGCGCCGUUCCACCCCGGGCCGCGAUCGUUGGCCACACUCAUCUUCGCGUACGUGGUUCUCGGAGCGCGGGCACCGGCGCCAUCGCCAUCGCCAUCGCGGACGCCAGCACGCCAUGCAUCGUUCCACUGCGCCGCGGCGGCGUUCGGGGACCCCAGCCCCGCAUGCGUAUCAGCAACAGAAACAGCCAACUUCGAAGCUCGAAGAGAAGGAGGAGAAGUGUGUGGUAG
Messenger RNA from Epithele typhae, 1296 nucleotides. RefSeq lists its product as uncharacterized. The transcript is spliced from 3 exons. Lineage: Eukaryota; Fungi; Basidiomycota; Agaricomycetes; Polyporales; Epitheliaceae. Bases 1 to 1296 code for a protein of 431 amino acids. The record is from RefSeq and is a predicted model, not a curated record.